Pseudomyrmex gracilis is the source of this 555-nucleotide messenger RNA. RefSeq lists its product as uncharacterized. Bases 1 to 555 code for a protein of 184 amino acids. Gene Ontology annotation, molecular function: protein binding. Lineage: Eukaryota; Metazoa; Arthropoda; Insecta; Hymenoptera; Formicidae. The record is from RefSeq and is a predicted model, not a curated record. The transcript is spliced from 2 exons.
AUGAAUCAGGACAAAUUUUCGACUUCUUUCAAAGACAAAUCUAAAAACGGAUCCCACAGUAAAAUAGAACUUGAAGUAGAAGAUGAUAAAACAAAACAGCACGACCACGAUGUGCCGAUACAAGACAAAAGGACAAACGAACAACAAACAACAAAAAAUAUUCUUGACUUUCCAGAUGAAGUUCUUCUUUGUAUAUUGAAAAAUCUAGACAAAAACGACUUGAAGAAUCUCCGAUUGUGUUGCACAAGAUUUUCAAGACUAGCACUAGAUAAAUCUUUAUGGACUUAUGACUAUCGCAAAGAACCUAUUCUUCCGUCUCAAAUGGAGCCGUAUGAAACCUUCUUAGAACCAUUAACAUACACCUUAGCAAUACGUGGAGAUUUCCAACAAUACAGUGAAAAUCUGCUUGGACUUUUAUUUUUUUCUAAAGUAAAACAAAUAUGCCGGGCACUUCGAACACUAAUUAUCGAGGAUUAUUAUAUUAUUGCAGAUGAGGUAUCUUUUACUUGUUUUGAAAAUAUUUACACAAUACGUACUCAUACAACAAAUUGCUAA